AUGUGCCCAAAACUUCUGAAACGGCUCUGGAGGAUUCUGAGGGUGAUUUGGAGGAAAGGGCAAAUUCCGGAAUGCUGGCAGACGGCAGAAGGGAUAUUUGUACCGAAGGAGAAGAACUCUGCGACCAUGAACCAGUUCAGAACCAUAUCACUCGUGAGUGUCGAAGGGAAAAUCUUCUUUGCCAUACUUGCCAGGAGGAUGACGAAGUACAUGACAUCGAAUGAGUACAUCGAUUCUUCUGUGCAGAAAGGAGGAAUUCCAGGAUUCCCUGGAUGUAUUGAACACACCAGCGCAAUCACACAGCUAAUUCGGGAAGCCAAGAUCAAUCAAGGAGACUUGACAGUUGUUUGUUUAGACCUGGCCAAUGCAUACGGUUCUGUCCCCCACCAGUUGAUUUUCAAGGCGCUGGAACAUUACCACAUCCCGGAUCACAUCCAGAAGAUAGUGAAGAGCUACUUCAGCAACAUCAGGCUCCGAUUCACGGUCAGGGAGAUAACAUCUUGGCAGGCACUUGAGAAGGGUAUUGUAACAGGAUGCACUAAAUCGGUCAUACUCUUUGUGAUGGGGAUGAACCUGAUCAUCAAGGCGGCAGACCGGGAGACUAGAGGACCCAAAACUUCAUCAGGAGUGCGAGUACCACCAAAAAGAGGGUUCAUGGACGACCUGACCAUAACAACUACCACCCACGUGCAGGCGCUCGAGGAAACAGUUGGAUGGGCAAGGAUGAAGUUUAAACCAAGGAAAUCUCGAUGUGUUGUGAUAAAGAAAGGGAAAGUGACCAGAAAGUUCAAGCUCUCGAUACAGCAGGAGGAGAUCCCAACAAUCGUAGACAAUCCAAUAAAGUGUUUAGGAAAGUGGUUUGAUGCUAGCCUGAACGACAGCAAGAAUAUCAAACGUUUGCAGAACCAGGUGGAAGAAGGUUUGAGGAGAAUUGACAAAUCAGGACUGCCCGGUAAAUUCAAAUCGUGGAUGUACCAACACGGGCUCCUACCACGCCUCACGUGGCCUCUAACCCUGUACGAGUUUACCACUACCACAGUGGAAAUCCUGGAAAGGAAAAUAAGCAAAUGUCUACGACGUUGGCUUGGAGUCCCCCCAAGUUUCACCAGUGUGGGCCUUUACAGCACCACAGGCAAAUUACAGCUCCCAUUAUCAUCGCUGGUAGAAGAGUUCAAGGUGGCAAAGGUUAGGCUGGUGAUGACUGUUAGAUACUCCAAAGAUGAGAAGAUCCGGAAUGCUGGAAUUGAGACUCGAACAGGACGCAAGUGGUCAGCAAGCAGUGCGGUACAGGAAGCAGAGAGCAGGCUAAGGCACAGCGACAUCGUUGGGACUACCUGUAUAGGCAAACAGGGGUUAGGGUCAACGCGGGUGGAAAGGUGGGGAACAGCAGACACGGCUGGUAGAAGGAAGAUGGUUCAAGAUAACAUCAGGAAGAUGGAGGAAGAGAUCAGGAAGGUUAAAGCUGUAGAAAUGGGAGCACAGGGAGCAUGGACCAAAUGGGAGACAACGGAAAGACGUCUUACAUGGGCAGAUAUCUGGAAGUUGGAACCAUGUAGAAUCCAGUUCCUCCUGCGAUCAGUGUAUGAUGUCCUACCAACACCUACCAAUCUCCACCGAUGGGGAUGA
This is a messenger RNA of Ylistrum balloti, 1626 nucleotides long. RefSeq lists its product as uncharacterized. The record is from RefSeq and is a predicted model, not a curated record. Lineage: Eukaryota; Metazoa; Mollusca; Bivalvia; Pectinida; Pectinidae. The coding region runs from base 1 to 1626 and encodes 541 amino acids. The transcript has a single exon.